UAACCAUGCUUUAAACCACAUAAACUCUUUGAUAUGACUGAUGACAUCAUCAGUGACUCACUGUUGUGAGACUAUAUAUAGGGGUCAAAUAUUCCAUUUCUGACAUCUCUUUUCAUAAACCCCUGCGUUACUUAGUGACCAGAUUCAUUCACCGAGAGCACAAUCGCAAACUCAGUAUGGAUACAAACAAAGAAAACAAGCACAUUUUUCGCGUCCGAGACAAGGACGGUAAAAUCGUACAGGAAAUUACUGUCGAUUCGUUGAACGAGGAGAAGGAAAUCCUAGAUCAACUUAUGGAGGUAGCAGAGAAAGAAAAAUCCCUCUCUACUAGGAAAGCAGCGUGCAAGCCGCACAAAAGGACUCCAGCUGUCAACCCCUGGAAAAUUCCAGAAGUGGCUGACCAAAGGUCUCGUCUGAGUCUGGAUGAGGACAACUAUCCCUCACUCCAGAGAGAGACAAUUACAAAGCAAACAAAAGAUGGACAAGUAAACACAAAGAUUCAGCCACGAAAAUGGACUGCGACUGGUGGGGUAAGCUGUGUCUUUGGACUGACAGUGCCACCUAAGCAGACAAAGACACAGGCUAUACUCAAAAACAAAACACAAGCAGCUGUACCUCUGGAAGCAGAGGCAACAACUGCUGUGUCAGUUCACCAGCCUGCACAAAACAACACCACACAGGCUGAAAUAACGACAAACAUCAAGGCUCAGAAAGCAGAGCCUGUAAAAACCGGUCUAAACCGGCCUGAGGAGAUGACCAAAGUGCCAGUCCCAGAACCUAAAAAAGUAGGGCCUGUGGUGAGCAUUCUGAAACGGCCUGAGGGGACAACCAAAGCGCCAGUCCCAAAAACUCAAAAAGUAGGGCCUGUGGUGAGAUUUCUCGAACAGCCUGAGGGGACAAUCAAAGCACCAGUCCCACAAAAAGUAGGGCCUGUGGUGACCAUUCUCAAACGGCCUGAGGGAAUAACCAAAGCACCAGUCCCACAACCUCAAAAAGUAGGGCCUGUGCUGACCAUUCUCAAACGGCCUGAGGGAAUAACCAAAGCACCAGUCCCACAACCUCAAAAAGUAGGGCCUGUGCUGACCAUUCUCAAACGGCCUGAGGGAAUAACCAAAGCACCAGUCCCACAACCUCAAAAAGUAGGGCCUGUGGUGACCAUUCUCAAACGGCCUGAGGGAAUAACCAAAGCACCAGUCCCACAACCUCAAAAAGUAGGGCCUGUGGUGACCAUUCUCAAACGGCCUGAAUCAACAAUCGAAAUCCGACCUUCAACUCCCGCGGCAGAGCCUGCCAUAACCAAGCCAGAGAUUCAUCAGGUUAUGGCCCAGGAAUACAAAAUAGCUUCACUGGAAAGAGAAAAACUGGCACUCAUCAUGGAAGUCGAGCGAUUGAAAUCUCAGCUCGGCCGCGUAGCGAUGGAUGCCACUGAGGAGGUGAGGGAGCUCUUAGCUGAACUGUAUAGUAAUGGUAAAAAAGGAAAGGAUGCAGAGCAGAAUGCAGAAAGGCUAAGGGCAGCUCUGAGAAUGGAAACCAACAGUAGGAAGGAGGCUGAGAAAAACCUGGCCAAGCAGGAGGAGGAGACCUCCACCAUUAAACAAACACUGGCCCAGGUCAAAAAUGACCUGGAGAACUCCCGCUGCCAGUGGGAGAAUGAGAAGUCCCGUCUCCUCGCUGACCAAAGUCAGGAAGUCUCUACCCUCAAGGCAUCAUUUCAGCAGGAGCUAGAGAAGAAAACAUCCGAGUGGAAGGAAGACAGGUCCCGGCUCGUGGAGGAACACAUCAAAGAAACAUCAACCCUCAAGGAAACAUUUCUCCAGGAGCUGGAGAAGGAAAGAUCAACGUGGGAGAAAGAAAGAUCACGACUCCUGGAGGAGCAGAUGAGGGAAACCUCCAGCCUCUCAGCAGCUCUGGUGAAGGCACAGGAAGACCUGGACAAAGAGCAGCUCCAGUGGCGCCAAGAGAAGUCUGGCCUACUGGAGUCUCUGAGUGUCCUGAAGCAGGCUCUGAGAGACAGAGAACAAGACAGAGAGACAUCUACAAAUGACCUGAUGAGUAGAGUGGUGGAGAUGGAAAACCUGAUGGAGGAGGUGCAAAGACACCCUAAAAGAAAAUCUCUGAGGAAGAGGUUCCUCAAUUUUUUCCGAAGACGGUGAUGCCACCCCUCCAUCCUUUUCCUCCAGCUCUCUCUCUCUCUCUCUUUAUCUCACCCAUCCGCUCCCCACCCCGUCACAACCCAACUGGUCAAGGCAGAUGACCACCCACCCAGAGCCCGGUUCUGCUCAAGGUUUCUACCCAUCAAAAGGUAGUUUUUCCUUGCCGCCGUCGCCAAGUGCAUGCUCGCGGUGGAAUGUUGGGUACAAAAGAAUAAUUCCCCCACUAACCCUGAUCUAACACUGGCCCCCAAAUCCCAAACAAAAAAACAAACAAAAAAACAAAACAAAACAAAAAAAACAAACAAAAAAAAAAUAAACAAAAAAAAAAUUCAGCAA
Lates calcarifer (barramundi perch) is the source of this 2489-nucleotide messenger RNA. Its product is annotated as proteoglycan 4-like. The coding region runs from base 177 to 2153 and encodes 658 amino acids. The transcript has a single exon. The record is from RefSeq and is a predicted model, not a curated record. Lineage: Eukaryota; Metazoa; Chordata; Actinopteri; Centropomidae.